AUCGCAAGAAAUAGGCUUGGUCAUCAGAUCUCUGCAAAAUCCCUCCACUGCUGGCAUUUCCACGGCUAUAUAAACCAGUCUCCUCCCAUCACCAAUUCUAAGCAAGCAAGCAAGCACAACAAGUAGUCAAAGCAUCUAGCUCGUUACAAGUGGCUCUUGUCGCCUACAAUUUUGCCUUCUUCCAAGUCUUGUUUGAAGUUGCUCUCUGCGAAGAGCCGGUAGAGAAGUUAAUAUCGUCUAGCAAUGGACCGGGUGACGAAACUGGCUUCUCAGCGCGCGGUGGUCAUCUUCAGCACGAGCUCCUGCUGUAUGUGCCACACGGUGACGCGCCUGUUCCGCGAGCUCGGGGUGAACCCGACGGUGGUGGAGCUGGACGAGGACCCCAGGGGGAAGGAGAUGGAGAAGGCACUGGCGAGGCUGCUCGGGCGCAACCCCGCUGUGCCGGCAGUGUUCAUCGGCGGCAGGCUCGUCGGCUCCACCGACAAGGUCAUGUCGCUUCACCUGAGCGGCAACCUCGUUCCGCUUCUGCGCAAUGCCGGCGCGCUCUGGGUGUAGCCGUGUUGCAUAUAUAUGUAGCUAGCCGUGUUCCAUUCCAUAUGCAUGCUAUCUAUCAGGAGAGGAGACACACGGAGGGAAGUACGUAGUAAUAAUUAAUUAAGCAGGCCUUUUUAUCUGCACCGUAAUAAUUUUCCAUAGAGGACGGAGUGUUAGAUCACGGCCUCUUUUUCGUGAUCCGCAUCAAGUUAAAUAUUUCAUCAGAGUAUGUAUCAGAAAGAUAUAUAUGAGGUGAAUAUAGCAUCACGUUGGAGUA
Zea mays is the source of this 811-nucleotide messenger RNA. RefSeq names its product glutaredoxin-C1. Lineage: Eukaryota; Viridiplantae; Streptophyta; Magnoliopsida; Poales; Poaceae. The record is from RefSeq and is a predicted model, not a curated record. The coding region runs from base 244 to 555 and encodes 103 amino acids. The transcript has a single exon.